Molecule: messenger RNA, 6188 nt
Organism: Camelus dromedarius (Arabian camel)
Lineage: Eukaryota; Metazoa; Chordata; Mammalia; Artiodactyla; Camelidae
Gene: RUNX1
Product: RUNX family transcription factor 1
Exons: 8
Coding region: 286-1689 (467 amino acids)
Biological process (GO): chondrocyte differentiation; regulation of cell differentiation; ossification
Cellular component (GO): nucleus
Molecular function (GO): RNA polymerase II cis-regulatory region sequence-specific DNA binding; ATP binding; DNA-binding transcription factor activity, RNA polymerase II-specific
Source: RefSeq, a predicted model, not a curated record
GUGUGAAAACUUCUUUGGGCCUCAUAAACAACCACAGAACCACAAGUUGGGUAGCCUGGCAGUGUCAGAAGUCUGAGCCCGGCAUAGUGGUCAGCACGCAGGACGAAUCACACUGACUGCAAACCACAGGGUUUCGCAGAGCGCUGAACAUCACCAACCCACAGCCAAGACGCCGCUUUUUUUUUUUUUUUAAUCUUUAACAAUUUGAAUAUUUAUCUUCGCAAAGGUAAAAGAAAUCAUUGAACCCCCCGCCUUCAGAAGAGGGUGCCUUUUCAGGAGGAAGCGAUGGCUUCAGACAGCAUAUUUGAGUCAUUUCCUUCAUACCCACAGUGCUUCAUGAGAGAUGCCAGCACGAGCCGCCGCUUCACGCCGCCUUCCACCGCGCUGAGCCCGGGCAAGAUGAGCGAGGCGCUGCCGCUGGGCGCCCCGGACGCCGGCGCCGCCCUGGCCGGCAAGCUGAGGAGCGGCGACCGCAGCAUGGUGGAGGUGCUGGCCGACCACCCGGGCGAGCUGGUGCGCACCGACAGCCCCAACUUCCUCUGCUCUGUGCUGCCCACGCACUGGCGCUGCAACAAGACCCUGCCCAUCGCUUUCAAGGUGGUGGCUCUGGGGGACGUUCCAGAUGGCACUCUGGUCACUGUGAUGGCAGGCAAUGAUGAAAACUACUCAGCCGAACUGAGAAAUGCAACAGCAGCCAUGAAAAACCAAGUUGCAAGAUUCAAUGACCUCAGGUUUGUCGGUCGGAGUGGAAGAGGGAAGAGCUUCACGUUGACCAUCACCGUCUUCACAAACCCACCGCAAGUUGCCACCUACCACAGAGCCAUCAAAAUCACAGUGGACGGACCCCGAGAACCUCGAAGACAUCGUCAGAAACUAGAUGAUCAGACCAAGCCCGGGAGCUUGUCCUUUUCCGAGCGGCUCAGUGAGUUGGAGCAGCUGCGGCGCACGGCCAUGAGGGUCAGCCCACACCACCCAGCCCCCACACCCAACCCUCGGGCCUCCUUGAACCACUCCACUGCCUUUAACCCUCAGCCUCAGAGUCAGAUGCAGGAUACCAGGCAGAUCCAGCCAUCCCCUCCGUGGUCCUAUGAUCAGUCCUACCAGUACCUGGGGUCUAUCGCCUCUCCCUCUGUACACCCGGCAACACCCAUCUCGCCUGGACGCGCCAGCGGCAUGACAACCCUCUCUGCAGAGCUUUCCAGUCGACUCUCAACCGCGUCCGACCUGACGGCCUUCGGCGACCCGCGCCAAUUCCCCGCGCUGCCCUCCAUCUCAGACCCACGCAUGCACUACCCCGGCGCCUUCACCUACUCCCCGACGCCCGUCACGUCGGGCAUCGGCAUCGGCAUGUCGGCCAUGAGCUCGGCCACGCGCUACCACACGUACCUGCCGCCGCCCUACCCCGGCUCGUCGCAGGCGCAGGGCGGCCCAUUCCAGGCCAGCUCGCCGUCCUACCACCUGUACUACGGCGCGUCGGCCGGCUCCUACCAGUUCUCCAUGGUGGGCGGCGAGCGCUCGCCGCCGCGCAUCCUUCCGCCCUGCACCAACGCCUCCACCGGCUCAGCGCUGCUCAACCCCAGCCUCCCGAACCAGAGCGACGUAGUGGAGGCCGAGGGCAGCCACAGCAACUCCCCCACCAACAUGGCGCCCGCCGCGCGACUCGAGGAGGCCGUGUGGCGGCCCUACUGAGGCUGCGCAUGCGCCCGCCGGCUGCUCGAUCGCCUGGCCCGGGGGCAGGACGUCGACCCGGAAGCGCCUCCUUCCGGACCCGGCGUGUGCUCUAGAGGGGCCCGCGUGGGUCCGACCGCCGGCGGGCCUGGAGCGCGCGCCCCCGUGAACUGUGAUCCGCGCUCUGGCUCCGGGCCGCGGCCUCGGGCCGCCUGCGCUUCUCAAGUCGUGCGGCUUCGCGCAGCCGCUGUGGGCCCAUCUCAGAUCUGUCAAACCUGGCGCAACUUGAGAGUGUCCGCCUCACCACCACGUGGACACGCUGUAAGGCAAACAGGAAGAUUCCCAGAGGGAAACUGUGAAUGCUUCUGAUUUAGCAAUGCUGUGAAUAAAAGAAAGAUUUUAUACCCUUGACUUCACUUUUUAACCAAGUUGUUUAUUCCAAAGAGUAUGGAAUUUUUGUGGGGUUUUUUUUGAGGGGAGGAAUGCAACUCAUCCUGUUUAGCAUCUAAUUCAUAUUUUUAAUUUUAUUUUCCAGCACCUUAUAAAUUGCAAAAUGCGUAUUUGCAUUUGGGGUGGUUUUUAUUUUUUAUAUAUAUAAAUUUAAGCUUGCUUCUUUCUUGCUUUGACAAAUGAAAGAAAUAUGAUUCCUUUUUCUCUAAGUUUUAUUUAACUUUUCUUUUGGACUUUUGUUUUGUUUUGUUUGAGAAACAGCUACAGCUUUGGGUCAUUUUCAACUACUGUAUUCCCACAAGGAGUCCCUAGAUAUUUAUGUAUCUUGGUGUUUAGACACUUACUUAUGUGUUGAUACUUUUUUUAUUAUUUAAAUGUACUUAUAUUAAGAAGAAAAAUAUCAAGUACUACAUUUUUUGUUUUGUUUUUGAUAGUAGCCAAAGUUCAUUGUAUCACAUUGAAGAAGGUUGGGAAAAAAAGGAUGGGUAAUGUGAUCACUCGGUUAUCUAAAUAUUGUUUACAUUAAACUCCCUUUAAUAUUAAUCAAACGAGUUGGUAGCUAAUGCAGCAAUGUUUCAGUAGGCUUUUUAGAUACUGAGGGUCACUCCAAAGAUCUGAAGUAUGGAAUUUUCUGCCAAGCUCAACAAAGGGGCUCAUAUCUGACUCCCUGCCUUCAAAGGAAGUCAGAUCUGGUUCCAGAGGUUUCGGGCAAAUGCCAAUGAUUGCACCUCUGGAGAGGAUUUAUUUUUUGCCUAGGGGUUUGCUCACUCCAUGGCCUGUUGAUAAUGUCAGACAUGCUUUGUAACAGAUGGAAUCCAAAGUUAGCUAUGUGGAGGAGCGGUAUCCACAUGGGAACCGAAUGAAUGAAUUUAGGGGUUCCUUAACUGCUCAGUUCUAGGGUGGGAAGGAGAUCGUCUGAAUCCAGAGUUCAGACGUUUUAUUUCCAAGAAAAUAUUCCUCUUUGAUGCAUUACCUGUGCAUUGAUGCAAAACAAAACUUGUGACUGCCCCCCAAGGCUGGGAGUGGAAAUGACUAGACUGCAUGCCUUUGACAGCUGAAGGUCUCCAACUCAGUUUUCAUAGGGUGGGCCCAGAAGCAGGCCUGAACAAGCCAAAUCCCCUCUGUGUGCCUCAGUGGAGUCACACGGGAGAGCAUCGUCCCACCUGUGCAGGCCCCAUCCCACGCUGCUCGUUCACCGCCUAACUUUGCAUGACUCUCACCAGGCUGAGACCCUACCCUACAGGGUGUGUGCACUUUUACCCGUGCCUCUGCGUGACGGGAAGGGUUCGAGUCAGUGCUGCCUAUGGCUACAAUUCAAACAUAUCCAAUGUCACUGUAAAUUUUAUGGCACUAUUUUUAUUGGAGGAUUUGGUCUGAAUGCAGUUGUUGUAUAGCUCAUAAAUACUAACUGCUGAUUGUGACAUGUGUGCUCAAAAUGAUCUGGUUGUUAUUUAAUGUACCUCUUAAAUUAGUUGAAACGAUUUCAGGUCAACUCUAAAGAGUAUUUGAAAGCAGGACUUCAGAACAGUGUUUGAUUUUUAUUUUAUAAAUUUAAGGAUUCAAAUUAGAAAGAUCUUUGGCUGCAGGCAGCAAAACAGCUGGUCUUAUUUAAAACAACUUGUUUUUGAGUUUUCUUAUAUAUAUAUAUAUAUUGAUUAUUUGUUUUACACAGAUGCAGUAGCACUUUGGUAAGAGUUAGAGUAAAGCAAUUUGUGUUGGCAGUCAGGUUGUUCUUACCUAGAAAAGAGCUAAAGCAGAUCUUGGAGAAACUCAGAAUAUAUUUAUUUUCAUUUCAGACAUAAUUCUCUCUCCACAAUUCAAUUUCAUAUUUUAUUCUAUAUUACCUUUUUACAGCAAAAUUACCCUUAAAUGGCACUAAAUUUAAAAUUUUUUUACAUCUGAAUAGGACCAUUAGCCCAUUUACCCCAAAUUGAACUUAAAUGUUCUUUUCAGCAUGUUGUCUUAUCUAACAUGACAAAAUGUUGGUUAAAAAAAAAAUGAAGGGGAAAAAAAUAUGUAUUUUUCAGUUCAAUUCUGGUACCUGAGGCUAUCCGAAGUCAAACUCAGCCAAAUGCCCAAGGGAAAUCAGAUCAUCUCUCACACUGAAUCUUCACUCUCAAAGCGUGUCUGAGGAGGGCUUGUCAUUUUGUUGCAGACCCUAUGGGUUUGGCCAUCCAGAGUUUCGCAGACCCUUACCAGCAUAUACAGUAUUUAAUCUUUCCAAAAAAAAAAAAAAAAAAAGUCAAACCCUGGUAGUUUUGGAGAUAGGUCUCAUACUUAAUGCGUUUUUUUCCUGAGGAAUUCCAUUCUAUUGCCUUCAGGUAAAUUAAGUGGUCCUUUUAUCAAGUACAUCCUUAAGCCAAUAAUGGAAUAACUGGAUGUAUCUGGGAACAUUGGUCCAGAAGAAGAAAGAUUAAAUAAGCCAUCUCUACUGCUUGUUCAUGCCCUUAUUUAUAAUUUCAACAUAGAUACAGAUUUCAGUUAUUUUCUCUAAAAAUACUUAAUUUCUCUUCCUCUCUGAUCCCUAAUAUCUCCCUCUUUCUCUCUUCCCCUUCCUCCUCCAAAGCUCACCUCUCCCCUCCUCCAUUCUCCAGCUUUGUGUAAGGAGACAGCACACCCCACCCCCACCCCAACACCAGGCAAGGAACAGGAGGAGCUGCACUGUUCCUCCCUUUACAUAAAGGAACUUAGUGAGUCAGCCUUUCUCCCGCGUAUGGGUUUCUUCCUGCAGAACUUUGCCAGCCAUUUUGGAUCUGCUUGCUUUCCAAGUGCAGCAAUAGAAGUCUUCCUGGGCAAAUUAUAAUCAGUGAGUUAACAGACAGCCCUUCUGCUACCUAGGAUUUCUAGGCAGAUAAACAGAAAUGCUCUGAUUAGAAAGGAAAUGAAUGGUUUUGCUCAAAUGUCCUGCAAUUUAGGAUUGCAGAUUUCUGUCUUGAAAUACCUGUUUCCUUGGGACAUUCCGUCCUGGUGAGUUUUAUUUUUGGAGGUUUUUGUUUUCUGAGGGGGAUGACAUGUUUGGGGUCUUUUAUUGGUUUAACAAUAAUCUCAGAAAACAUUUUUUACAUCUGAACAAAAUGCCUUUUUGUUUACUUGCAGUAUACAGUUUUUUGGGGUUUUCUGUUUGUCUGUUUGUUUGUUUGGAGUUUUCCCCUCCCUUUUAGCCAGAUCAGUAUUGAUGAGGCUGAUCAUUUGGCAUUUUUUUUUUCUUCCAGAAGAGUUGCAUCAACAAAGUUAAUUGUAUUUAUGUAUGUAAAUAGAUUUUAAGCUUCAUUAUAAAAUAUUGUUAAUACCUGUAAUAAUUUUUUUCAAUUUUUUUGUGUGUUUCUAAGGACUUUUUCUUAUGUUUGCUAAAUACCAUAGACAAAAAAUGCUUCUUUCUACUCUGUUUAUUUUAGACUUAAAAAUGAGCUACUUUUUAUUCACUUUUGUAAAGAGCUAAUAGCAUGGUUCCAAUUUUUUUUAAGGAAGUUCACUUUUUGUUCUGGGGAAAUGAGUAUGCAAAAAAUAAAGAACUGUUGGUUAUUUGUGCUAUUCUGGAUGUAUAAAAAUUAAUGGAAAAAAAACCAAUAAACUUCCAAAUUGAAAUGACAGUAUAACACAUCUAUUGAAAAGUAACCACGGGAAAUGCCGUCCUGCUUGGCUAGGCCCCACCUCAUUUCUGUUUGUGUAGCAGUUACUGCACCUGUUCACAAAGCAUCCUGGAAGUUUGUGUGUGGUUUCUUUCUCCCUGGUACUGACAGCCAUAGAGAACACUUUCUGCAAGGAAACUGUCAAUGUCAAGUUUUAAACCAGAUACAUUAUGAGAGAACACCCAAGAAGCCCCUCUCCAAGGUGUUUCUAGCUAGCACAGGAGAGCAGACACCCAUCGUGCAUGGUCCGCUGCACAUAGCCGGCGUGGCCGCCCCCCGCCGGGAGCACCUGCCGGGAGCGCCCACUGCGCCCAGCCUGUGCAGGGCAGCUGGACUGCUGCUGCCCAGGAACCAUUGGAGCCUUACUUUCUUUGUACCACAGUUUCUUCUGUAAAUCCAAUAUUAUAAGUAGCGAAUGGCAAAUAAACAGUUUGGCAAGUA